AUUUAUUAUAAACCAAUCAUCGUUCAUAAGGGAUAUUUUAUUGAUUUAUUCCGUUAGAUUUAUUAGGCUAGUGAUGAAUUUUUAGAUUUCUGACUCAUUCUGUGUAUCCAUCCGUUUACGUUCACGUGUAAUUUGGCGGAUAAACUACGCGAAUCUAUAAUCUUCAUAGUACGAAAAAUACAUGCAUCUUAAUACACACAAUAGAACUUGUUAAACUGAUUGUAUGAAUACUGGGAUGAUUACUUACUUAAAACGACGCUUCUCAUCUGGGGACCUGCAAGGUGAAUUAGCUGACAAGCGUAUGCAAGAGGGACUACCUAGUUUCUUACGAUUCGGAUCAACCACACAGUCUGGACAAUCAUAUCAACAGUAUCAACAGCAAAGCUCUAAUAUUCAAACUACAGGGCAGGGUUAUUCAAACCAACCCCAAGAUUUUAGUUCUACUGGUCCUGCAAACUACGAUAUGAGAUACGGAUCUACAGCCCCUACCAUGGCCGAACAAUUCUCUAGUUCUCAGACAGCCACAACUACAGCUAAUCACACUCCUGGAUCUGUAGGUCGAGGACGUGGUGCCUAUCCAAGUGCACCAACAUCACCAACGAGAGGUAUGGGACUUGGUGCCUCACUAAUGGGUCCAAUGGGAAGUUUAACUGGUCAGAUAUCAAAUACACUCAUGCGUAGUUUCAAUACUGCUGCCUCCACUGCUCAGAAUAUAUCCGGAAAAAUGUCUUCAAAAGAUCACCAGAAAAUACUUCUAGUCAUAGAUGACACGCAAACUGAUUGGUGUAAAUAUUUCAGAGGCAAGAAGCUGAUGGGAGAUUGGGAAAUAAAAGUAGAACAAGCUCAAUUCUCAGAAAUUUCAAUGACAGCCUAUAGCGAACAAGGUUGCGUCGUUAGCAUCUAUUCCGAUCAAAUACGUUCAAAACCUCUAAGAUCAUUUAAACCUGAUUUUGUCCUGAUACGACAACAUCCAAGUGAUUUGAAGGAGAAUUGGCAACCUAUACUCACUGGACUAAUGUAUGGAGGUACACCAUGUAUGAAUACUUUGCACGCAAUAUAUAAUAUGAAAAAUCGCCCAUGGCUUUUCGCUCAUUUAUUAAUGAUCCGAAAUCGAUUGGGCAAAGAAAAUUUUCCACUUAUUUCACAAACCUAUCAUACAAGUCAUAAAGAAAUGGUUGUAGCACCAGCGUUUCCAGUUAUUGUGAAAGUCGGAGUAGGUCAUCGUGGCGAAGGCAAGGUGAAAGCUGACACACCAUUUAUUUAUCAAGAUUUGGUUGGUCUUAUGAUUUCUGGUCAAACAUAUGCCACAACAGAACCAUUCAUUGAUGCCAAUUGUGAUCUCCAUGUACAAAAAAUCGGUACGAAUUAUAAAGCAUUCAUGCGUAAGGCUAUAUCCGGUAAUUGGAAAUCGAAUACUGGAUCAGCAUUACUCGAAAAAGUCCCAAUGAAUGACAAAUUUAAAAUAUGGAUUGAUGAAGUGUCCCGUUUAUUUGGAGGUUUGGAUAUCUGUUCUAUUGAUGCGUUACAAUCAAGAAGCGGUGAAUAUUUUAUUUAUGAGGUGAUCACUUUGGAAAUAUGGAAUAUAAACUAUACUAUCGCAUAAGCCUUUAAAGUUUUAAUAUGGUUUGUGUUUCAUGUAUUGACUAAGAUGUAGAAAAUUACAGCCAAAAUUAAACAUCAAAAUAUCUUAAUCUAUUUCAGUAAUACAUGAUUUAUCAGGUUGUUCAUUUACUCUUUUUCCGUAUUCCUGUAAUUUCAUAUUUUUCAAUAGCUAGCCUCUAAAUGCAAUUUUAUUAACUUAAAACUGAAAACCAACCGUUUCAUUCAAGCAUUUUGUGAACAAUUAAUGUGCAUUUAUUUGCAAAUUAGCCAAUACAAGUCUAAGUGGGGUCAUUUUGAUUACUUAUAGACCGAUCCAAC
Messenger RNA from Schistosoma mattheei, 1920 nucleotides. NCBI's taxonomy places the organism in Eukaryota, Metazoa, Platyhelminthes, Trematoda, Strigeidida, Schistosomatidae. The record is from the annotation of a GenBank genome assembly.